UCGCUGCUGCUCGUUUACGGAAGCGCGCUCGCGGACGCCUCCUUUAAUUUGAAGGACACGGGGGGAAACGCGCACAGGACACGGGUGUGCGUGGAGUUGCUGCCGCUUCGCAGGAGCAGGUGUGUGUGGACGCGUUUAUGUGUGUGUGGACGUGUUUCUGAGAGAUGUAGCCCGCCUCGACAGCAAACCGUCGCCAGCGUCGCUCUUUAAACCCACCUGCUCCUCUUUUCUGUCAUCCCCCCUCUUAGCAAGGGAGCGAGGAAGGAAGGAAAGGAAGGAAGGAAGGAAGGAAAGAAGGAAGGGAGGAAGGAAGGGAGGGAGGGAGGAAAGCGCUGGGAUGCCGAUGGUAUCAGCAGUGAGGCGACUGGAAAAGGAGAAGUUCAGCGUGUUUUUAGUUAAAGAUUGACACACACACACACAUCUUCCACCCGCCGAGGAUCCACACUGACCGACCUCCAGGACAGCUGCAGACCAGGUUCAGCCAGCAUCCAUCAAACCAACCAAAACAGAAAUCCAAAAUGGACCAAGGUAAUCAGAGCCAAUGUCAGACACAAGACAACCCAAAUGGAGCAGCAGAAGCUUCUACAACAGCUCCAGCUCCAGUGUCAAACAAAACGGCUCCAGCUCCAGUGUCAAAUACAAUGGCUCCAUCCGCAGAUCCCUCUGCUGGUGAGCCUCUUGUUCCCGUCAGGCCUCGACGUCCUCAGAGAAGUGCCAGGGUGGAGGGCUCUGUUGACAUCUCUGAACCUAAAGCUGAGACAAAAGCUGAAUCCACUCCGGUGACGAACCAGGCUGAGAGCUCUCCUGAUGGUGCAGCGGUGAGUCAUCCCAAACCGUCUCGCCCUGCGCCAGCCAAACCCUUAGGAGAGCGCGUUGGUCCUAAAGGUCCAGGACAUCACCCGGUUAGAGCUGUCUCAGUCCCCCAACCACCUGCCAGCAGACCAGUGCCUCCUCACCUGAACCCUCAUGCACAAAGAGCCUUCUCUGUAGCAGGAACUGCUGACACUCAGGCCCAGACUGUGGAAGACUUCAGGGUGCACAUCAUUACCUGGAACGUGGGUUCGGCCACGCCUCCUGAUGACAUCACUGCCUUGCUGGGUCUGAAUGUGGGUGAUGGAAACACAGACAUGUACAUAAUUGGGCUGCAGGAAGUGAACUCUAUGAUUAACAAAAGGCUGAAAGAUGUCCUCUUCACAGACCAGUGGAGCGAGGUCUGCAUGGACAGACUCAGCCCCUUCGGUUAUGUGCUGGUGACCUCCCAGCGGAUGCAAGGAUUGUUGCUGUUGGUCUUUGCCAAGUACUUCCAUCUGCCCUUCCUCCGCGGAGUCCAGACUGAGACCACCCGCACUGGCCUGGGGGGAUACUGGGGGAAUAAAGGUGGGGUGAGUGCACGCAUGUCUGUGUUCGGUCACACCAUCUGCUUCCUGAACUGCCACUUGCCGGCUCACAUGGAGAACUCAGACCAGCGGAUGGAGGACUUUGAGAGUAUCUUGCAGCAGCAGCAGUUUGAGGGUCAGGCUUCCACUGGGGUUCUUGACCAUGAUUUGGUGUUCUGGUUCGGGGAUCUCAAUUUCCGUAUUGAUGACCUGGAAAUGCAAGCAGUAAAGUCGGCCAUUGAUAACAACAAGUUUUCCACACUGUGGGAAAAUGACCAGCUGAACAUGGCCAAAGACAGUGAGACGGUGUUGGAUGGAUUCCAUGAGGGGCCGCUGAAAUUCCCUCCUACCUACAAGUUUGAUGUUGGAACAAAUACCUACGACACAAGUGCAAAGAAGCGUAAACCGGCUUGGACUGAUCGGAUUCUGUGGCGCCUGAGAGCCACUGCACAAGCCAUUGCCACAGUUGGCGGAGGGAAGCGUGACUCCAUGUCAGGGUUGACCAGUGGGACCACAGUGACGCAGCAUUGCUACAGAAGUCACAUGGAGUACACCGUUAGCGACCACAAAACAGUCUAUUCCAUCUUUACCCUGCAGUUUCCUUAUAAGGUGGAUAUUCCCUUGGUCACAAUCAUAGUGGAGGAUGAGUGGAACAGCAUUGCUGAUGCCAAAGCAAAUUUCAAACUGGCUCCCAACUACUUGCGCAGCUCCUGGGACUGGAUUGGACUGUACAAGGUGGGAUUUAAACACCACAAGGACUAUGUGGGAUAUGUGUGGGCCAAGCAAGAGGAGGCUGAUUUUCUUCGACAGGAACAGGAGGUAACCUUUACUGAGGAGGAAUUGCCCAAAAGCUCAGGGGACUUUAUCUUGGGUUACUAUAGCAACAACAUGAACACCAUUGUGGGUGUAACAGAGCCAUUUCAGAUCCAGCUUCCCAAUGCAGGCCUAGAGGAAAGUUCUUCAGACAGCUCUGAGUUCAGCUCAGAAGACGACAGCACUGUUGUCCGCACGAAGACGAGGUCCCGCAGUCCCAGCGGCAAACACCACCGCCGCCACGCUGACUCCCACAGCCACAGCCGCUCUGGCAGUCCUGCGCAGGUGAAAGAGAAAGAGCCCAGUGUCACUGAUGGUCCUCAAGCUGAGAGUAAGUCUGCAGGUCACCCAGCAGAGGGCAGCAGCAGUCAGGCGUCUGCUCCGGUGGAGAAAAACACAAACACAGAGGACUCAGGAGAGUGAAGCUGUGUUUUAGUCCAGCUGUUAUCACAUGAUCACAUGAUACAUUUCUGAUGCUUUCCUUUUCAGGAACAUCCAUCUGUCUUGUCCAGAACUUUUGUCUGGAGUUGUUUUUCAUUAAGCUGUGCAUUAUAUUGUAUGUGUGUUUUCAUUUCAUUUGUAAACAUUUCACUUGGUCUUUGUGUUUCUUCUAUCUUUCUAUGUUCUCAGGUGUGGAUAGUACAGGGAGCUGACAACGUGCAUUAGGAAAUACUCAAUUGCAGUUACAGUCAUUUUUUUUUAGAAACCAUCAUCUCUUCAUUCAAACAGAAGUUUGAAAUCUGCACUUACCCAGCAGUCAUGUCAGCAGACUGCAUACAAGCAAAAUGCUUUUAAAACAUGACACAGACAGUUCCCACAUCAGUGAGUUUACUUCAGCUGAGGAACAUUGUGUAUCUUUUUUUAACCAAUCUGCUCAGACCAAAAGGACCAUAGAGGAAAAAGGAAAAAUACCUUUUAUUCCAAAACAUAGUUUGAAGAGGAUCACUAGCUCUGACAAAUAUCACUCACAUUUCUUCGUCUUCCUGCAAAAGGAUUUAGCAGAUUUAGCCUUUUUGUUAUAUGUUUAGAAAUCUAACAUUAAGUAACUUGCGGGGAGUGGUUCACAUGUUCACCUUGCCUGGGAUUUGUAUAAGCAGAACAGAGCCAACAGAGGUGGGGCCUGGAGUUUGGGGGCUUGGCCACCAGCAGCAAAUCACAUGUCAGUAAGAAGAGAACAAAUCUGAGCAUGUUUAAGUCCACUGCCAAGUAAGUGCAGUGGAAUGCGAUUGGUGUGUGUGUGCGUGUGAGGCGUCAUGUCAGCUGACAUCAACAUAACUGCUGUGUCAGAAAUAGUUGAUAAACGAUUGGUCUCUAACCCUGCUGAGAAAGCUGCAGUGAUCACAAAAGCAGUAUUUAUCCCCAAGGUUUAUUGCUUUUAUGCUUUACACCCUUCAGUGAGUUAUUGGGCCUUAAUUUAAUGAUUAAAUUUAAAGCGCAGACAACACCAAAAUCCCCAUUUGUAAUAUGCAUUAUAAUGUUUUUCAUCUCUGAUAAAUGUGAGCAUAAACUCUACCAUGUAGAGUCACUACAGGGCUUUGCAUCAUACUGCCAGUAUGAUGCAAAACUAACAUGUUCCACUGUCGUGAAAUAUCACAGAAUUAAAGUGAUAUUUCACAUAUAUGAAAUGGUCCUAUUUACUACAUUUUGAUAUGGUUUUGACUUUUCCGUUCACUGUGUUUGUUUGUUUGUUUUUUUUCUCUCACUCUGAUUGUCCUCUAUGGAUCCUGGUGAUUUAGCUGACAGCAAAAAGUAGUCCCAGUAGUUGUGUUGCAGUAUUACUGUGUGACCUCGUACGCUGUCUUUUUUGGGCUGUUGGCGUAGUACAGUACUGUUGUAGCUGUAACCUCAGUGUGUGUGUGUUGGAUGGUGGAUGGACGUGUGUGUAGUUAGUGUUGGCAUUGAAUGGAGUGCGACUGUGUCUGCAUGGUGUGCUGCUGGACAUACUGUACAUUCCGGUACUGUGAUUUUUGUGCCGUCAAGUGCUGUUUUUGACUUUGUUUAAGUCAUGGCUGUGACAAUUGUGUGACAAAAAAAACAAAAAACAAGUUGAUCAAACAAACAUCGGUGUAACUGUUAGGUGAAUAAAAUGUAGGAUGGUUAUGCUUGCAUUAUGCUUGCAUACAUUUACAACUGUUGUUCCCUCUAUUAAUGUAUUUUUCAUGAUUUUAAGAGUGGGCAUAAAUCUACUGUACUUGUUUGGAGUAACAUUUGAAAAAAAAAAAGAUUGUAUGAACUUUCACUCUACAUAAUUUUAGAUAUAUAUCUGUAUAACCGGUUCUGUAGCCCUGAACAGUGAUUAUCUAUUGUGUAAUGUUUGUGAAAGAUAUAGCUCUAUUUACAGAAUAUUAUUACUAUUACGUGAUGAUGUGGCUAGAAAAAGAGGAAAGACAAAUGUGAAGUAUUGUAGAAAAACCCUGAAUAGGAGACAAUCUGUAUGCCAUAAAGUUUAUUUUUACUUAAA
Messenger RNA from Solea solea (common sole), 4650 nucleotides. It is a transcript of the gene inpp5jb, whose product is annotated as inositol polyphosphate-5-phosphatase Jb. Gene Ontology annotation, molecular function: phosphatidylinositol-3,4,5-trisphosphate 5-phosphatase activity; phosphatidylinositol-4,5-bisphosphate 5-phosphatase activity. The transcript has 13 exons. Bases 519 to 2612 code for a protein of 697 amino acids. Gene Ontology annotation, cellular component: ruffle; plasma membrane; cytoplasm. The record is from RefSeq and is a predicted model, not a curated record. Gene Ontology annotation, biological process: negative regulation of peptidyl-serine phosphorylation; phosphatidylinositol dephosphorylation. Lineage: Eukaryota; Metazoa; Chordata; Actinopteri; Pleuronectiformes; Soleidae.